Arachis ipaensis is the source of this 1848-nucleotide messenger RNA. RefSeq names its product membrane-associated kinase regulator. The record is from RefSeq and is a predicted model, not a curated record. Lineage: Eukaryota; Viridiplantae; Streptophyta; Magnoliopsida; Fabales; Fabaceae.
CAUUUAAAUCCUUCUUUUUUUUUUUUUUUUUUUACUGCUGAAAGUUCCUCAUUUUCUUGUCUUAGAUUUUGCCAUUAUAGGCUUCAAUUCCCAUACAAGAGUUUGUUUCCCACAAAAAAAAAAUUGGAUUAAACAUACAUGGCAAUUGAACUUUGCUCAGAGAAUUGUGGGGUUUCUUCAAACUCAUCAAUGAGUCCAAGAAUCUCAUUCUCACAUGACUUCUCACAAUCUGAUGUGAUACCUGUUGAGCAGCACCCCUUUGGAUCAACAACUUCUGAUUUGGAAUCAAGCAAUGAUUUUGAUUUCUGUGUCACUGAAAGUUUUGAGCUUGUUGAGUCUUUUCCAGCGGAUGAGUUUUUCUCAGGUGGAAGGAUCAUUCCCACUGAAAUCAAGGGACCAAAGAAGAACAACAACAUCAUUCAUCAAAAGGGUCAUCACCAAUUAGCACCACAACACCCUCCUCCAUUGCCUCCACAAUCAUGUGUUACUGUUAAUCAUAAUCAUAAUCAUAAUCAUGAUCAUAAUCACCAUUGUUCUAGCUCUACUAGUAGUAGGAACUUGAAGAAAGAAGGUUCAUCAAAAGAAGGAAAAUACAUGAACAAUAAUAAUAACAAUGAUUCAAAGUCCUUUUGGAACUUCAAGAGAAGUAGCAGUUGUGGGAAUGGAUACAGAAGAAGUUUGUGUGCUUUGCCACUUCUAUCAAGAAGCAAUUCAACUGGAUCAUCAUCCAACACCACCAAGAGGAAUCCAUUGUCAAAGGAAGCAGGUACUAAUAAGCAAAAUUCACACAAACAUUCUUCUUCUUCUUCUCAAUCUAUUGUUGCUCCAACAAACAUUUAUCAUCAAAAGCCUCCACUGAAUAAUAAGACUCAUCAUCAUCAUCAUCAUGGAUCUUAUGGUAACAACAGUGUUAGAGUUGUUAGUCCUGCUCUUAAUGUUCAUUCUGCUAACCUAUUUGGUUUGGCCUCAAUCUUCUCCAACAAUAGAGAUAAGAGCAAGAAGAAGUGAUUGUUAAUUUGCAUUAGAAUAACUCUGUGUACUCCAACCUAAUAUAAUUAUCAGGUUAGGUAGCCUACAUUACAUUACACCCUGGUGUGACUCUUUCUGGAUUCUACGUUAACGCGAAAUGCUUAUACACCAGAUUGUCUGUUUUAUAUAUAUAUUUUUUAGAGGAAUGCUAGGGGCCAGCAACUUUUGGGAUUUAUAGUCAUCAAAUAGCCAUCAAUGAGGCUUUUAAUGGUGUGAGAAUAGUAUGAGAUUUCAUCCAAUGGCUCACUCUUCUUUGUUGGUUACAUACUGGCCAGAAUUUGAUAAAGUUGCUGGUCCCCUAGACUUUUCUUAUUUUUUAUUUGCAAUUUUAUUAGCUAAUGAAGUGUGAAGCAAAAAUUAAUUCCUCUCUUUUACUAUGUACUUUCUUGUAUUAUCUAACAUGUGUGUGAUUUGGAAAAAAAAAAGGAAUAAGUAGGUUAGAUAUUUUGAAAGGUGAAUGGUUUGCAUCAAGAAAACAAGAUGAUGAAGGUGAUUUAGAAGGAUGAUAGUAAUGUACGACUAUGUUAUGUGUACACUAAAAUCAGCUACUAAAGUCAGUUAUCAGUAUAAAAUACGUGUUAGAAUAUAAAUACAUAUUAAAACUAAAUUAAACUAUACAUGUAUUUAUACACAAAUAUAUUGGUGGCAAUUUUAGUGGCUGAUUUUAGUAUACGAAUAACAUUUUUUAAGUAAUGUAUGAUGCUUUGUGGCAAAAAAUGACAGAUCAUUGUAGUUUUCAUGGCUUCUUGUCCUUUGUCUGUGUUUUGCUCCCCUGCUUUUGUUCUUCUAGAGAUUCUGUAAAUAUAUUGAUUUUGAUUA